Messenger RNA from Penicillium verhagenii, 3312 nucleotides. RefSeq names its product putative DUF814 domain protein. Gene Ontology annotation, molecular function: ribosomal large subunit binding; tRNA binding. The transcript is spliced from 4 exons. Lineage: Eukaryota; Fungi; Ascomycota; Eurotiomycetes; Eurotiales; Aspergillaceae. Bases 1 to 3312 code for a protein of 1103 amino acids. Gene Ontology annotation, cellular component: RQC complex. The record is from RefSeq and is a predicted model, not a curated record. Gene Ontology annotation, biological process: ribosome-associated ubiquitin-dependent protein catabolic process; rescue of stalled cytosolic ribosome.
AUGAAGCAAAGAUUCUCGUCGCUAGACGUCAAGGUCAUUACCCAGGAGCUGGCGUCGGAGCUGGUCAGCCUUCGUGUGUCAAACAUCUACGACCUGUCUUCGCGCAUCUUUCUCUUCAAAUUUGCCAAACCGGACCACCGCCGUCAACUCAUCGUCGACUCUGGCUUCCGCACACAUGUCACACAUUACUCCCGCACAGCAGCCACCACCCCUUCGCCCUUCGUAACACGAUUGCGCAAGUUCCUGAAAUCGCGUCGCGUUACAAGUGUCACACAGAUUGGCACAGACCGAGUCAUUGAUAUUUCCUUCAGCGAUGGCGCAUACCACAUGUUUCUCGAAUUCUUCGCAGGCGGUAACAUCAUCGUGACAGAUCGUGAACACACCAUUAUCUCGUUGUUCCGACAGGUCAAUGCAGCCGAGGGAGAAGAAGCGAAACUUGGAAUACAAUACAAUGUUACCAACAAGCAGAAUUAUGCCGGGAUUCCGGACAUCACGCCGAGUCGGAUCACGGAGACAAUAGAGAAGGCGCAAGCAUUGUUUGCCCAGGAUGCCAAUGCUCCCAAGAAGAAGACGAAGAAGAAUACCGAUAUGCUGCGGAAGGCUCUUUCUCAGGGAUUCCCAGAAUUUCCACCGCUACUACUGGAUCAUGCUUUUGCGGUUGUCGGACUUGAUGCGGCGACCCCGCUUGACCAGGCUCUUGCCAGUCCAGAUAUACUGCAGAAGGUGCGAGAAGUCUUGGAUGAAGCUGAAAGGAUCUCCAAGAGCUUCGACGUUGGUGAGAGCCAUGCAGGUUAUAUUGUCGCGAAAGAGGAUACACAGGUAUCAUCAACCCAAACGGAUGGUGAAAGUGAGUCGAAGACUCCAGGACUAUUGUAUGAGGAUUUUCACCCGUUCAAGCCGCGACAGUUUGCGGAUAAACCGGGUGUGAAGAUCUUGGAAUUUGAGCGUUUCAAUGCGACCGUUGACGAGUAUUUCUCGUCCUUAGAAUCACAGCGCCUCGAGUCGCGGUUAACCGAGCGAGAGCAGGCGGCCAAGCGCAAGCUAGAUGCUGUUCGUGAUGAGCACCGGAAACGUAUCGAUGCUUUGAAAGAUGCCCAGGAGCUUCAUAUUCGUAAGGCUGCCGCCAUUGAAGACAAUGUCUAUCGCGUCCAAGAAGCGAUGGAUGCUGUGAAUGGCUUGGUGGCCCAAGGAAUGGACUGGGGCGAGAUUGCGCGUUUGAUUGAGAUGGAACAGAGCCGAGGAAACCCAGUUGCUCAGAUCAUCAAGUUGCCUCUAAAGCUGUACGAGAACACCGUUACUCUAUUGCUAGGCGAAGGCGACGAGGAGGAAGAAGAUGAGGAUCUUGAAUCGAGUGACGAAUCCGAAUCCGAUUCUGACUCGGAAGCGGAAGAAAAGGAAGAUCAAAAGCGAACUGAUGUUGCCUCGAAGAUGCUCUCGAUUGAUAUUGAUCUUGGCCUUACCCCUUGGGCAAACGCUAAACAAUACUAUGAGCAAAAGAAGCAAGCUUCGGAGAAGCAGCAGAGAACCGUCCAAUCUUCCACGAAGGCGCUUAAGAGUCACGAAAAGAAGGUUACAGCCGACCUCAAAAAGAACCUGAAGCAGGAGAAACAAGUUCUGCGACAGGCUCGCGAGCCAUUCUGGUUCGAGAAGUUUGUCUUUUUCAUCUCGUCCGAAGGCUACCUUGUUCUUGGGGCUCGAGAUGCCAUGCAGAGUGAGAUGCUUUACCGGCGGUAUCUGAAGAAGGGUGAUAUCUUCAUCCAUGCUGACCUUGAUGGCGCACUCCCCCUUGUGGUUAAGAACCGGUCCGGCGAUUCAAAUGCUCCUAUUUCCCCCAGCACACUUUCCCAGGCAGGCAACCUAUGUGUUGCAUCUUCGAUAGCAUGGGACUCAAAGGCUGUUAUGUCUGCUUAUUGGGCGCACGCACACCAAGUCUCAAAGACAUCCCAGACUGGUGGUGGAAUGUUGCCUACGGGUGCUUUUGAGAUUAAGGGUGAGAAGAACUUCUUGGCCCCCUCGCAGCUCGUGCUUGGGUUUUCCAUCUUGUUCCAGAUAAGCAAGGAGAGUUUGAAAAACCACAAGAUCCACUUCGAUGCUGCCGACACCCCGGCUACAGUUACUGCUACGGCUACGGAAACGGAAACACAGGAAUCUCAAGAAGAUGCCGAAAAAGAGGAAGACCGAACAGAGAUCCAAGAGGACGCAGAGAAGCAAGAAAACGUCUCCGAAGACGAGGAGGAGGACGAUAACGAUGCCGAGGGAGCUGCCGCAAACCCUCUUCAGCGUGGUGACUCCGAGCUUCCUCCCACCAAUGCAGAGCAGUCUGAACCUGAAGCCGAAUCAGCUUCCGAGGAUGAGGAACUGGAGGCUGAAGUCAAGGCCGAGGUCGACCAGGAUCUGAACACCGAGGACGCAGAAGAGGCAGAGCAGCCAGAAGAAGAAACCGCUUCCAAUAUUCAAGAGGCUGCUCCUACAGAGCAAGAAGACCAAAAACUUUCAGCCCGAGAACGUCGUACCUUGCGACAGGGUAAGCCUAUCGAUCGACCCGGCCAAGCUGAACCCGCACCAGUCCGUACUGCGCCGACUCGCGCCAAGCGGGCCAAGGAGAAGCGCGCGGCGGCAAAAUAUGCCCACCAGGACGAUGAUGAACGCGAACUAGCUCUCCGUCUUCUUGGAGCUGGCAAGGGAAAGACUGCCAAGGCAGCUCAAGCUGCCGAAGCCAAAGCCCAGCGUGAACGAGAACUCGAGGCCCAAACACAACGACGACGAGCACAGCACGAACGCGCCGCUGCCGCCGAGCAAAAGCGGCAAGCCCAGUUCGCCGAGGGUGGUGAUGAUUACAACGAAGAUACUGCUGCCGCUGAAGCUGCGGACUUGAGCUGGCUCCCGGCUUUGGUCGGCAACCCAACACCAGAUGAUGAAAUCCUGGCUGCUAUUCCAGUUUGUGCACCAUGGGGCGCUCUGGGCAAGUACAAGUACAAGGUUAAACUUCAGCCUGGUGCCGUGAAGAAGGGCAAGGCUGUGAAGGAGAUCAUUGGCCGUUGGGUAUCUGAAACCACAACCGGCAAGGUCAAGAAAGACCAUGCUGAGGAUGUGGGAAUUUCACGUGCUGAUGCGGAGCGUCUUCGGUCCAGAGAGGGUGAACUGAUUAAGGGAUGGAAAGAUAGUGAGGUCAUCAACUCUAUGCCUGUAGGCAAAGUUCGUAUCAUGACUGCUGGCACCGGCGGCGGCGGCGGCGGUGGUGAUAAGGGCAAGGGCAAAGGAGGCGGCGGUAAAGGGGGUGGAAAGGGUGGCAAAGGUGGAAAGAAGAAGUAA